Onychostoma macrolepis is the source of this 3941-nucleotide messenger RNA. RefSeq names its product TIA1 cytotoxic granule-associated RNA binding protein-like 1 (gene tial1). Gene Ontology annotation, cellular component: cytosol. Lineage: Eukaryota; Metazoa; Chordata; Actinopteri; Cypriniformes; Cyprinidae. The transcript is spliced from 10 exons. The record is from RefSeq and is a predicted model, not a curated record. Bases 1994 to 2740 code for a protein of 248 amino acids. Gene Ontology annotation, molecular function: mRNA binding; DNA binding.
GAAGUCAAGGUAAAUUGGGCGACCACUCCUAGCAGUCAGAAGAAAGACACAUCCAAUCACUUUCAUGUUUUUGUGGGAGAUUUGAGCCCUGAGAUCACAACCGAUGACAUCAGAGCUGCAUUUGCACCCUUUGGGAAAAUCUCGUAAGUUCCCAGAAGUCACACCCUUUAGUGGAAUGUAUUUUGUCUGAAUAAUGUCAAGUGGUGGUUACUUUGAGACAGAUGAUCUCAAUAUAUUAUUUUUUAAACCCUGAUUUCUUAAAACCAUGGAAACCAUUUCAAAGAUUUUUAUUUAUUUUAAAAAUAUUUUUGUUGUUGGUAGUUCUUAAGAUAUUUAUUAAUUUUGCUAAGAAAUUGAGUCAAAGAUAAACAUUUACUUUACAUUUGUCAUUUGUGCUGGGAUUAGCACAUUUUGUCACAUUUCUGUCAGUAAUGAAACCUUUAUGUAAAACACUUACAUGUCUACAGGUUUGUCACAGCAGUUGAGAAUAGGGUGGGUUGCACCAUUAAGGAUUAAGCUUAAAUCUAGAUUAAAUCAAAGGUUAUCUAAUAAUUCUGUUGCACCAAACUUUAAACCUUGUUUAAAAAUAAGCAGGUUUACAUUUAAACCAUCAUUUUGAUCCUGGAUUUAUUUUAUAUUUAAAAUAGAUUAACUUUAAUCCUGCUCCAUAACUUUAAACUCAUAUUUAAAUCUCAAUUAGCUUAAUUAGAUUAACUUUAAAUUUACAGGUGAGGUUUAAAUCAAAUAAGGUGCCCCUAUAGUUACAAUAUGUGGCUGAUUGAACAAAGACUGAAAAAGUGGAUGUCGUCAGGUCUCAGAGAGGUGUUUAUUAUAAAUAAAAAUGAGGGUCGUGGCAGCCCAUAGUGAACUUCUGCUAUCAAGUCUGGGAUGUGAAUCCAUAACUUAUCUCGGUGUACGACAAAGAAAAGAAGACGGGAUUGCGGCCGCGCCUCUCAUUUCUCACAGGCGCUCCACACAUGUUCUGGACGGCAAUUAAACGGACAGUGCGGCACUGUCACGAGCGGAGGUAGUCACUCCGCGAAUCAUGCCAGUUGUUUUCUCUUUUAUAUAUAUAUAUAUAUAUAUAUAUAUUAUAUAUAUAUAAUAUUAUAGAUCAGUGACUAUACUCCAUUAAUUGAUAAUAUGAAUAUAUUUCCAAGAUUAUGAAAUCCGUAUGCACUGCCUCAGAGUUUUCAUUGCUUGCUUGCUUGAUCAGUUGUUUGAUCAACGGUUUCUCUACGUACGUAGUGGUUUAUAAAGACGGCGGACCUUUUACAAGUUUAUUUCCUUUAUCGACAAAAGCAAUUUAUAUCAAAGACGGAGGAUAAGGAAUAUUAACAUUGUUGCUGUUUAAUUCCAUGACGAAUCCAUCAUGGAGGUUUUACUCGCAGGUUAGAAUUCUAAUCACCGAUUUGUUCAUCUAGGUUUAAAAUUUAGUGGUGCAACACGACUUGAUUUAAAAUAAAACCCAGAUCAGCAAAUCCUUGAUUAGCUGUAAACUUUGCUUAAUUUAAUCUUUGUUGGUGCAACACACCCAUAGUGUUUUAGAAACCAUAAUUUUGGUUUAAAUUUAAUAUUUAAUUGCAAUGAUGAUUUUAAUAGUCACAUAAUGGUAAUUAUCAGCAAGCACAAGGCAGUAUAGUCAAUAUUGUGUCUCCGGAUCGAUCUGUUGUAAAGUGCACCUUAAAAAAUUUUCAUCACUAAUCUCCACUGCUUUUCCGAAAUUGGUAAGUAGUUUUGAUUUACCUAAAAAGUAACAUUUUUAGUUCUCAACACAAAAAACAUGAUACUCUGCAAAAUUUUCAGAGUGUCCUUUAGCUCUGAGUGUCAGUUAAUAGAGCUCUGGUUAUUUUACAGAAAUGCUCAUAGGAUUGGACAGGAGCUUGAAGGCUAACAGCAAGGAACUGUGCACUCUGGGAACUCAGAUCUUCCCAAACUCCAUAUUGGUGGUAAAGAAUUGACCAGGAAAAAUAAAGAAAUCUGUUAACAGGCCAUGGAUGCACGAGUGGUGAAGGAUAUGACAACAGGGAAAUCAAAGGGGUAUGGAUUUGUGUCCUUCUAUAACAAACUGGAUGCUGAGAAUGCCAUAGUACACAUGGGGGGUCAGUGGCUUGGUGGGCGGCAAAUCCGGACUAACUGGGCAACUCGGAAACCUCCAGCCCCCAAGAGUGUGCAAGACAACAGCUCCAAGCAGCUGAGAUUUGAUGAGGUGGUGAACCAGUCGAGUCCUCAGAACUGCACGGUGUACUGCGGUGGCAUUCAGUCAGGUCUCACAGAACACCUUAUGCGACAGACGUUUUCUCCUUUCGGGCAGAUAAUGGAGAUCAGAGUUUUUCCAGAGAAGGGUUAUUCUUUUAUCAGGUUCUCCUCUCAUGAAAGUGCUGCUCAUGCUAUCGUCUCAGUGAAUGGUACCACCAUUGAAGGUCAUGUUGUGAAGUGCUACUGGGGCAAAGAGUCACCUGACAUGGCCAAAAAUGUUCAGCCGAUGGAAUACGGUCAGUGGGGACACUGGAAUCAAAUGUACAGCAAUCCUCAACAAUACGGUCAGUACAUGACGAACGGCUGGCAAGUGCCAUCCUAUGGAAUGUACGGGCAAACAUGGAAUCAGCAAGGAUUUGGUGUAGAACAAUCACAGUCCCCGGCCUGGGUGGGAGGUUUUGGGACGCAACCCUCUCAGGCUCAGCCUGGCCAAGUGAUGAACCAGGCUAACUUUGGCAUGGCUGGAUACCAGACACAGUGAUCUGACCUUGGUUCUUCAUAACACACGGCUCUCACUUCUUUAGAUCCUGCUCUCAUAGGGAGGGUUGCUAAAGACUAAUAGGUGCACAUCAUCUUUUUCCCUACUUUUUUAAGCUUUGGAUCUGAAGCAGGAAUUGCUUUAUUGUAAAGAUUCAAAUUUAGAUUAUAGCGGCAUUUGAGAUGAGCGCCUUUAAUGGAAAUCUGAAUUCAUUCACAAGAUUUGUUCCUGUUUUAGUGGAAUUGGAGAAGAUGUAUUGUAUCUCUUGCCCCCCACCAUUUUUUACUGCAUAUCUUGAGGAAAACUGCUGAUUUUCCCUUAAAUCCCAGCUUCAGGAACUUCACAGGUACAUUGCAGAAAGCCCGGGGUGUAAAUUGUUUUUGGAACUAAGUAUUUUCUUUUUGUUUUUUCUCUUCCUAAAUAGCUGAUCAUGCAUUUGCUUGUUCAUUACAGUAUGGACUUUGAAUUUUGUACAAAAAAACCCUUUCAUUCUGCAUUUUGACUUGGCAAACAAAUGUAAGUAAAGGCACUUUUUGGGGGUUCAUUGGACCCGUGUCUUGUAAAUGUUGACGUGUAAAUGAAUUUCUAUGUGCAGUGGUGUAUAUUUAAUCCACAUUAGCUCCCCGUUCUCCUCCGAUUCUAGAGCUCUUUGAUACUGUGUGUAUAAUGUAUCUUUUUACUCCAAUUUACAGACAGUGAAAUCUCUCGCGUUCACUAUGGAGAAAGGGUCAUAAUGGCCAUACCUGUAAAUAUCUUUUGAUAUCUUGGCCUGGAAUAAGGGUUUCAAAGCAUGCGCUCUAUUUUUUUUUUUUUUUUUUCCAGAGCUAACGCAGCGUAUGUUAGACAAACGUUACAUGUGUGACUGAUAUUUACAAGCAAGCCUUAAUUUUUGCUCAGUCACACAUUUCAGUUGAACACUUUGAGACCCUCAUAGAGAGCUGUAUGAUUUAUUUUAGAGCCUACUGUAAAUUUGUCCCUUUGCUGUUUUAACAAAUAUGCGUGCCAUUUUUGAGUAGCCAGAAAAAAAGGAUUGGAUUUUUUUUUUCCCCCAAGGGAUGUUAAGGAAUUGCAUGUUUCAAACCAUAAUAUUGAGGUUGCUCAAAGCAUUGAAUGUAAAAGGCAGAAAUGUUUGAAUACAAUUUAGCAUUUCGAGUUUUCUUUUUAGUCUAAAUGAGUCUCAAUAAAUGAACCAUUGGACAAGAAA